This is a messenger RNA of Danio rerio (zebrafish), 598 nucleotides long. RefSeq names its product parvalbumin 9 (gene pvalb9). The record is from RefSeq and is marked provisional. Lineage: Eukaryota; Metazoa; Chordata; Actinopteri; Cypriniformes; Danionidae. Gene Ontology annotation, molecular function: calcium ion binding.
GCUUAUCACACAGCCUUACCUCUGCUCCAGAUCAGCGCGAGGAGACUCUUCACAGUUUGAAUAUGUCACUUACUUCCAUCCUCUCAGCUGAAGCCAUUGAAAAUGCUGUCAAAGACUGCCAAGCUCCGGACUCCUUUUGUUACAAAAAGUUCUUCCAGCUUUGUGGCCUGAGCCAGAAAACUCCUCAGGAGGUGAAGGAUGUCUUCCGUAUCAUAGAUGAGGAUAACAGUGGAUUUAUCGAGGAGGCUGAGCUCAAGUUCUUUCUCCAGCGGUUUUUCCCGGGGGCACGAACCCUGACAGAAAAGGAGAUUAAGAGCCUCCUCACAGCUGCAGAUGAUGAUAGUGAUGGCCGAAUUGGAGUAGAUGAGUUCCAGACUAUGGUUUCAUCCUGAAAGAUUCCUCAAGCCCUCGGCUAUAUGCACCGCAGCCUCUUCUGUCAUUUUGCUUUUUACACCUGAUUUCUUUUCAAAAUAAGAAUCAGCACAUGAAGUAAACAAAUGACUUUUGAAUACAUGUGUCUGUUCGUUGUUCCACAUUCACCUCAAAUGACCAAUGAUAAAACUGUUCAGGGAAAAUAAAAUAAAGACACUAAACUGUU